GUUAGUUAAAAUAAUAACCCCGUCUAACCCUGCGUCGUGGAUUCCUCCUAUUGUACAUUUGUACAUGUUUCUCGGAGGUAAAUCGAACAAACGUGAAAGAGAAUUCAAGAUUUGCUGAGUUCAACUUUCCGAAUUCUGCCAAAUCGCCAACCCUCAUCAUAAAAUUCUUCCUAAUCCUCGAGAAAUUCAAAUUGCCAGCUAGAAUUUUCUAUGAUUGAUUGAGAUCGCCUGAAAUUCACGAAAAUUGAAGUUUGAGCUCAUCUUUAUCUAUUAGAUUACAUUGAUUUUGAUUCUAAGGCAAAAAUGAUGGUGGAAGACCUCGGUGUCGAAGCCCGAGAAGCGGCGGUGCGCGAGGUUGCCAAGCUUUUGCCUGUUCCUGAGCUUCUUCAAUCCAUUUCUUCGAUUAAGGCUGAUUACAUUUCGCGUCAGCAGGCAAAUGAUGCUCAGCUUAGCACCAUGGUUGCCGAACAGGUUGAGCAGGCACAAUCUGGACUUAAAUCACUUUCCUUGUCAGAAAGAACAGUUAAUAAUCUUCGAGAUAACUUUGUUUCCAUCGAGAAACUAUGCCAAGAAUGCCAAACAUUGAUAGAUAAUCAUGAUCAGAUAAAACUCCUGAGCAAUGUGAGGAAUAACUUGAACAAGACUCUGAAGGAUAUUGAGGGAAUGAUGUCCAUAUCUGAUGAAGCAGCUGAGGCACGAGAAUCACUAAGUGAUGAUAAAGAGCUUAUCAACACAUACGAGAGAUUGACUGCUCUAGAUGGAAAAAGGAGAUUUGCGUUAGCAGCUGUUGCAUCACAUAAAGAAGAGGUUGGAAGAAUAAGAGAAUAUUUUGAAGAUGUAGAUCGAACUUGGGAAACAUUCGACAAGACCUUAUGGGGUCAUAUUGGCAACUUCUAUAAACUUUCUAAAGAAAGUCCUCAAACUCUUGUUCGUGCAUUAAGGGUGGUUGAAAUGCAAGAGAUUCUUGAUCAUCAACUUGCUGAGGAAGCUGCUGAGGCUGAGGGAGAUGGAGCAAUGGCAUCGAUUGGAAAUGCUCGUCGAACCACAAAGGAUGGAAAAAGAAUUAAUGCAACAGCAUCUCCUCAGCUGAAAAUUCAGGGAAAAGGCUACAAGGACAAAUGCUAUGAACAAAUAAGAAAGACAGUAGAGGACCGGUUUAGCAGGCUUCUUACAGAGCUUGUUAUCGAAGACCAUAAAGCAGCACUGGAGGAAGCUCGUGCGAUUGGAGAAGAGCUUGGAGAUAUUUAUGACUAUGUGGCUCCUUGUUUUCCACCAAGAUAUGAAAUUUUCCAACUGAUGGUCAACCUGUACACAGAGAGAUUUGUUCAGAUGCUUAGAUUGCUUAGCGACAAGGCAAAUGAACUUACCAACAUUGAAAUAUUGAAGGUAACUAGUUGGGUGGUAGAUUACCAACAGAAUCUGAUUGACCUUGGUGUGGAUGAAUCUUUAGCUCAAGUUUGCUCUGAGAGUGGUGCAAUGGAUCCUUUGAUGAAUGCUUAUGUUGAAAGAAUGCAAGCUACAACAAGAAAAUGGUACUUAAAUAUUUUGGAGGCUGACAAGACACAACCUCCAAAGAGAACAGAAGAGGGGAAACUGUACACACCAGCUGCUGUGGAUUUGUUCAGAAUCCUAGGAGAGCAAGUGCAAAUUGUCCGUGACAACAGUACUGAUGUCAUGCUGUACAGGAUUGCAUUGGCCAUCAUCCAGGUAAUGAAUGAUUUUCAAGCAGCUGAAAGGAAGAGGCUUGAAGAACCUGCAUCAGAAAUUGGCCUUGAACCCUUGUGUGCUAUGAUCAAUAACAAUCUUCGCUGUUAUGAUCUUGCAAUGGAGCUCAGCAACAGCACUCUAGAGGCUUUGCCUCAAAAUUAUGCAGAACAGGUCAAUUUUGAAGAUACUUGCAAAGGUUUUUUGGAAGUUGCAAAGGAAGGUGUGCAUCAAACUGUUACUGUUAUAUUUGAAGAUCCAGGAGUGCAAGAGUUGCUGGUCAAGCUCUAUCAAAAAGAAUGGUGUGAAGGACAGGUAACAGAGUACCUGGUAGCAACAUUUGGAGAUUAUUUUGCCGACAUAAAAAUGUACGUUGAAGAAAGAUCAUUCAGAAGAUUUGUGGAGGCUUGUCUAGAAGAAACUGUAGUGGUCUAUGUGGAUCAUCUUUUGACACAGAAAAAUUAUAUUAAGGAAGAGACUAUUGAGAGAAUGAGAUUGGAUGAAGAAGUGUUGAUGGAUUUCUUCAGGGAAUACAUCAGCGUGUCUAAAGUAGAAUCCAGAGUAAGAAUACUAAGUGAUCUGCGAGAGCUUGCUUCAGCUGAAAGUCUUGAUACAUUCACACUUGUAUACACAAAUAUCUUAGAACAUCAACCAGACUGCCCGGCUGAUGUGGUUGAGAAGCUUGUAAGCUUGCGAGAAGGCAUACCAAGGAAAGAUGCUAAAGAGGUUGUACAAGAAUGCAAAGAAAUUUACGAGAAUUCAUUCGUUGGUGGAAACCCUCCUAAGGCUGGGUUUGUUUUCUCCAGAGUUAAGUGCCUACAAGCAUCAAAGGGCUCCAUAUGGCGCAAACUAACAUAGGACUUAACUGCAUAGCUGGUUUAGAAUGUGGAUGUUUGCAUCCAGAUUACGUAGCUGUUUUCAAUAGGUUGUCAAUUUGUCAUUAUUCUUUCUUAUGAAAUUCCCCUCUUUCGUAUCUUUCACCCUCCCCAUUUUUAUAAGUAAUUUCUCAUUUUUUGAGGUUGUAUUAUAGGUUAAGUGUUCAUGUUAUUCGUUUUAAGUUACAGGUCAACAAUAAGAGACAAAAUUAAAUUAGCUUCUGUUUGUAAAGAAUUUAUUAUUGUUCAUCUUAAUUUUGUUGUACUAUAUUGACUAUUGCUAAUUCUAUGAUAAAUUAAUACUUCAUUA
Messenger RNA from Chenopodium quinoa (quinoa), 2889 nucleotides. Its product is annotated as exocyst complex component SEC6. Gene Ontology annotation, cellular component: exocyst. Gene Ontology annotation, molecular function: SNARE binding. Gene Ontology annotation, biological process: exocytosis; exocyst localization. The transcript has 25 exons. The coding region runs from base 304 to 2562 and encodes 752 amino acids. Lineage: Eukaryota; Viridiplantae; Streptophyta; Magnoliopsida; Caryophyllales; Amaranthaceae. The record is from RefSeq and is a predicted model, not a curated record.